UGAAAAGCCUUCAAUUUCACGAGGGAUCCAAAUCCCAGCCCCAUCUCUCACCAAGCUCCUCUUCCUCCUUCUCGCCGGCCGCCAUGGCCGAGACCUGCAACCCUCGCCGUCUCCCAUGGCUCAUCAAGUCUUGCAUCCCCGAUCCUCGCCGUGAAGCCGCCAAACUCCCAUCGGGAACUCGUCCUCCGCCCACCGUCACCUCCACCGCUGCAUCUCCAUCGAUCUCGUCCCUCCCCGACGAUCUCCUUCUCGAGAUCCUCUCCCGAGUUCCCCAACCCUCGAUCCCAUCCCUCUCCCUCGUCUGCCGCCGCUUUGCUCUCCUCCUCGACUCCCCGUCCUUCUACGCCCUCCGCCGCUCCCACGGCCUUCUCCGCCCUGCUCUUCACGCCCUUUCUGUCCCCUCUCCUUCCGAGCUCUUCCCUGCUUCUCUGAUGAUCUUAUCCUCGUCCUGGGAUCUCCCUUUCGGCCCCAUUCCCAUCCCCAUCGAGAUCCCUGACGGAUCCCUCGCCCACGCCCGUGCUGUCACUCUCGGCCGCUCCAUCUACCUCAUCGGCCGCGGCGCCACUCUCCGCUUCGACGCCUGGACCGGCGCAGUCUCCUCCCGCUCCCCCACCCUCAUUCCUCGCAAAAAGUUCGCCGCUGCCGCCAUCGCAGGUCGCAUCUACGUCGCCGGUGGCGCCGCCCGAUCCUCCGCCGUGGAAGAGUACGAUCCCGACCUCGACUCCUGGCGCAUCAUCUCCGACGCCCCGAGACGCCGCUACGGCUGCGUCGGCGCCACCGCCUCCGGCGUCUUCUACGUCAUCGGCGGACUCAUCGUCGGCUCCUCCCCACGUGCCGGGAGGCUGGACGCGCACGUGUGGGCGGGCACGAUGGACACGUACGAGGUGGAGACGGGGGUGUGGGGGAGCCGCCGCGCCGCGUCAGUGCCCGGCGGUGGCUGCGUCGUCGGCGCUUGCGGCGCCGGCUCGCACGUGUACGUCCUCGCGAGCCACGCCGUCGAGGUCUCAUUCUGGAGGUGGGACGCCGGGAAGGGACGCCGAGGUGACUGGCUUCGACUUGAGCCGCCGCCGAUCACGGCACACCUUCGGCUCGGCGGCGCGGCGAGGUUCUGCUGUUCCGCGCUGGGACAGGAUAAGAUCGUGGCGUUAGUCCACGUGUCGUCAGAUGCUUCGCGGAGAAGGGGAUCAACGGACGGGGUGGUGCUGAGUCUACGAUAUCGUGAAGGGUGA
Dioscorea cayenensis subsp. rotundata (Guinea yam) is the source of this 1229-nucleotide messenger RNA. RefSeq names its product F-box/kelch-repeat protein At5g26960-like. The record is from RefSeq and is a predicted model, not a curated record. Lineage: Eukaryota; Viridiplantae; Streptophyta; Magnoliopsida; Dioscoreales; Dioscoreaceae. Bases 84 to 1229 code for a protein of 381 amino acids. Gene Ontology annotation, molecular function: protein binding. The transcript has a single exon.